UAAAUAAAAAUUCGCUCGUCAUUGUUUUUAAAGUUUACUUCUUUUGCUCGUAGUCGAAUAUGCAGAUCUUUGUGAAGACCCUCACCGGAAAAACAAUCACCCUCGAGGUGGAAAGCUCAGACACCAUCGAUAAUGUUAAGGCCAAGAUUCAAGAUAAAGAAGGCAUCCCUCCGGACCAGCAGCGAUUGAUCUUCGCCGGAAAACAGCUUGAGGAUGGUCGCACAUUGGCGGAUUACAACAUCCAGAAGGAAUCGACUCUCCAUCUGGUCCUCCGUCUACGCGGUGGCAUGCAGAUCUUUGUUAAAAUCCUAACGGGCAAGACAAUUACUAUUGAAGUCGAGAGCUCCGACACAAUUGACAAUGUCAAGGCCAAGAUUCAGGAUAAGGAGGGGAUUCCUCCGGACCAGCAGAGGUUGAUUUUCGCCGGGAAGCAGCUGGAAGAUGGAAGGACUCUCGCCGACUAUAAUAUCCAGAAGGAGUCGACUCUCCAUCUGGUCCUCCGUCUCCGCGGCGGUAUGCAGAUCUUUGUUAAAACCCUAACCUGCAAGACUAUCACUCUCGAUGUCGAAAGCUCCGACACCAUAGAUAAUGUCAAAGCUAAGAUUCAAGAUAAAGAAGGCAUCCCUCAGGAUCAGCAGCGAUUGAUCUUCGCCGGAAAACAACUCGAGGAUGGCCGCACCUUGGCGGAUUACAAUAUCCAAAAGGAAUCGACUCUCCAUCUGGUCCUCAGGCUUCGUGGCGGCAUGCAGAUUUUCGUCAAAACCUUGACAGGAAAAACAAUUACCCUGGAGGUAGAGAGCUCGGAUACGAUUGACAACGUGAAGGCUAAAAUUCAGGACAAAGAAGGGAUCCCACCGGGCCAACAGAGGUUGAUCUUCGCCGGCAAGCAGCUGGAGGACGGCAGGACCCUUGCGGAUUACAAUAUCCAGAAAGAGUCUACUCUCCACCUUGUGCUGAGGCUUCGUGGUGGGGAUAUGAUACUGUAGUGGCCUUUUUUUUAU
Molecule: messenger RNA, 1001 nt
Organism: Hibiscus syriacus
Lineage: Eukaryota; Viridiplantae; Streptophyta; Magnoliopsida; Malvales; Malvaceae
Product: polyubiquitin-like
Exons: 1
Coding region: 60-986 (308 amino acids)
Biological process (GO): protein ubiquitination; modification-dependent protein catabolic process
Cellular component (GO): cytoplasm; nucleus
Molecular function (GO): protein tag activity; ubiquitin protein ligase binding
Source: RefSeq, a predicted model, not a curated record